AUGAAUGCUUGUCGGAAGAAGGGUCGCCUGUCAUUCUUCAUACGAGCCGAAAUUGAACCAAAAAAUCGUUCGGGUGUAAAUUCUCUACAAUAUGACCAGUAUACGGACAGGUUAUUUACUGCAGGGCGUGACUCUAUAAUUAGAGUUUGGAACACGAAAAGACCCUCGGAUCCUCUUGUGCAUACUAUGGAGCAUCAUGCUGAUUGGGUUACAGAUAUUGUACUUUGUUGCGGCGGGAAAAACCUCAUAUCUGCCUCUAAUGAUACGACAGUGAAGGUUUGGAAUGCCACUAAAGGAUUCUGUAUGUCUACUUUGGGUACACACAAAGACUAUGUACGAGUGCUUGCCUACGCCCAACAUCGUGAAGAGGUUGCUAGUGCUGGUUUAGAUGGUGCAAUAUUUUUGUGGGAUAUAAGAACACUUACCGCACUUACACCAACUAAUAAUACAGUUGAAACUCGCCCACUGACAACAAAUGAUGAAAGUAUAUAUAGCUUAGCUAUGAAUCCAUCUGGAACAGUCAUAGUGGCUGGAGGUCCUUACAAAAGAAUUUGGGUAUGGGAUCCUAGAUCACGUAGUAAACCUUUUGAUUUACGAAGUCAUACUGAUAGUGUACGUGCACUUGUUGUUCGACCAAAUGGUGAAGAGGUUAUUAGUGGUAGUUCUGAUGGAACAAUUAAAAUAUGGUCACUUGGUAUGCAACGAUGUACAGAUACGAUACGGAUACAUAGUGAAAGUGUAUUUACACUACAGGUGAAUAACAAUUGGUCAACUGUUUAUUCAGCUGGUAAAGAUCGUAAAAUUUGGGCCACUGAUUUGCAUAAUCCUGGUCACUCUAUGUUAAUCGGUGAAGAAACGGAUCCAGUUUUAAAGCUUCUAUUACUUGAAGGUCAAAGCCAGUCAUUUUUAUGGUCUGCUACAUGCAAUACAAAUGUAUCACGUUGGCCUAUUAAACAAUAUCCUACUGGGACAUGUUCUCAAUCACUUGUAGAUCAUAGACAUUAUUCAAAUCAUACAAAUUAUACCGGUAUAGAUAAAUCGAAAGGUUCUGAAUUUGUAACCAAUCCUCCAACAUCCAUUUCAUUGUCCUCCUCAUCUUCAUUAUCCUCAGCAUCCAAUGGUAAUGCACUAACAGCUGAUGGUGAUCAUAGCUUCUCUCUAUCUGUCGACAAUAAUCAUAAUAAAAAUAGUGACCAUAAUAAGCAUAAUGAUAAUAAUGAACAAUGCAAUUAUGCUUUACCUUUCAAGCCUGAUUUCAUUAUAAAAGGUGGAUCACCGAUUGUACAGUUUCAUAUAUGCCCCGAGAAACGUUUUAUAUUAACAAAAGAUAGUGAAGGUGUAGUGGCUGUUUAUGACGUUUUAAAAGCAUCAAUGAAUGAAUGUUUAGGUGUUGUAUCAUUUGAAGAGGAAAUUAAGAAACGUGAAAAACUUAUUUAUGUUCCAAAUUGGUUUAUAGUCGAUUUAAAAUGUGGAAUGCCAAUCAUUCACUUAGAUGAAAUUGAUUGUUUGUCAGCCUACAUUAAUACUUCUGACGCUGGUUUAUUAAAUGAAUUCAAUUAUUCCAGUUAUUGUUAUGAUACUAAAAUUAAUUACGGCUUUGUACUGCUUAGAUCAUUGUUUACUCGUCGGUUAACUGCACCUUCGGACACUAAUAAUAAUAAUAAUAAUAAUAAUAGCAAUAUGGACAAUGCGCGCAACGAUGUAAAUACAGACCAAAUUUUAGAAAUCCCUGGACAUACACCAAUUAUCUUAAGUGAUGGAAGUGGCCGACCACUUGAUCGACUUUUAGCUCGUGAUGCUUCUCCAUUUAAUGUACGAUUAAGACGUUGUAGUCCAGAACCAAAAUGGAUUAUGGAAGUUGUAGAAUCUUGUAAACUACCUAAACCAGUACGUAUAGCGUUUUGUCUUGUUCCCGCGGUUAUUGAAGUAGAUAAUCAAGGUCAACAGCGUGUUGUACCAAUGAACUCAUUAAGAAGAGAUUCAUUAGCUGCCAAUGAUGUUUUAUUGAUACGCAAAGUGAUGGAACAUGUAUUUCAACGUUUGUAUAAACUAGCCGAUACAUUAACAAUGAAUGGGACCUUAUCUAGUCCACCAUCACCUAAAUCCAUAGGACAAAAUGAUGAGACUGGUCAAGUAGUACCGCCUAAAUUAUCAACUAAUACAGCAUCUUCUGCUUAUUGUGACAAUUCGGCUAAUAAUAAUCCUCAAACACCUGUAAUGGCGCCAUUAAAUCUUCCACCGGAAACAUUAAAAAUUGAUUUAGCUAGAAUAAUAGCUACAGCUUCAUCGGAUGAUCCAAAUCCUGAGAAUAUCAUUGAAAUAUGGUGUGGUGAUCAAUGUCUUGAUCCUAAUAUGAAUUUACGCAGUGCUCGUCAUUUCUAUUGGAAACAGUCAGGCGAUUUGGUGUUAAGCUAUUUAGUCACUAAAGAAAACACUAUUGAUAACAAUGAUACUGCUACUAGUACUAUUGACAAUAUUAAUACUUCAUCAUCAUUGCUAAGCAGAAAUUUGCAAAAUCCCAUGACUCUAACUCCUUCUCCUACUAAUACCAGUAUACGCGGAGAGAAUGAUGUCAACCAUUCCAGUACACAUGAAACAGAUGUUAGAAGUGAGAAGAAACAGCAUCGAGUAACCAAUGGCAUCUCAUCAUCAUCCUUACCAAUUAAUAUUCAUAAUUGA
Schistosoma turkestanicum is the source of this 2679-nucleotide messenger RNA. Lineage: Eukaryota; Metazoa; Platyhelminthes; Trematoda; Strigeidida; Schistosomatidae. The record is from the annotation of a GenBank genome assembly.